Messenger RNA from Verticillium alfalfae VaMs.102, 2673 nucleotides. RefSeq names its product type I inositol-1,4,5-trisphosphate 5-phosphatase CVP2. NCBI's taxonomy places the organism in Eukaryota, Fungi, Ascomycota, Sordariomycetes, Glomerellales, Plectosphaerellaceae. Gene Ontology annotation, molecular function: phosphatidylinositol-4,5-bisphosphate 5-phosphatase activity; protein binding. The transcript has 5 exons. The coding region runs from base 1 to 2673 and encodes 890 amino acids. Gene Ontology annotation, biological process: phosphatidylinositol dephosphorylation. The record is from RefSeq and is a predicted model, not a curated record.
AUGGCCCCGUCCGUCAUGAUCGAGCCUCCUCAUUCUCCCCCGAAACACAUGAUCGCCAAGUUUGCUCGGGAUGAUGCGCCAAGUCUCCUGAACCCCGACUAUAUCGUGACUCCUUCGACUCCGUCCGUACCCUCACGUUCCUUCAAAAUACCAAGCCGCACCUCUACGCCCACACUCGAGCCUCGGAAGUCGCCUAUGCUCACUGCUUCGCGACCACCAUCGCCGCCUCCGCCUAGGAGGUCCGGGGAGAUGCGAAGGGAGAAGCCACCACCGCCGAUCAGCCGAAACGAGAAGCCCCUAAUUCCAGCACAACGGCGAACAUCAGUUUUCGCAGAUCCGAUACGAUUGCCAGAACCGAGGCGACAGUCGCAAGAGACCUCUCCGUUUAAUAGUCCGCCCAGCAGCCCGGGAAGUCCUGGCGGGGACACACCUCCAUUGCCUUCAUGGCCAAGACCGCAUGUUGCACAGACAGAUGUAUUACGACCCAGAAAGCUGGAUCUAGGAAGCAGCAACGCUCCGAAGCGUAUAGUCUCUACGCCAACUACGGGCGUCAUUCCGCCCCCAACUCGGGUACCUGGACGAUCAAAUACUGUUGUUGACAGGUCCCUUGACAGGAGCGCUCCGCCAGACGUGCGUUCUAUUCGCACAUCUGCUCCUGCACAAGCAUCUUCGGCCCUUCCUUCUACCUCCAAUCCCGCUGCCCAGCCGCCUAUUACAAAAGCAGACGGCGUCAACCAAGGCUCCACGUACCCCGAUCCCUCUAACACGAAUCGGAGAGCCCCCUCGGUCAAGCAAGGUCUGCUCACCCGAGUCUGGAGUCUUCGCGACGGCGAGCUCCUCGUAAAUCUUGCACACGGCGAAGGCGUCAAAGCUACAUCCAUCGCGUUCAAACCUGGCUCCAACGUUGACGAAGAAGGGCAACGGUUGUGGAUAGGAACAAAUAUGGGAGAGAUCCUGGAAGCCGACAUUGCCACACAAACUAUCGUAGCCAAAAAGGCUACGGCCCAUGCACGACAUGAGGUUAUCAAAAUUUAUCGGCAUUACAACGAGCUGUGGACACUGGAUGAGAGCGGCACGCUUGCUAUUUGGGGUCCGGAUGAGGAUCAUACGCCGAAUCUCAAUGGGAACCCCCACCAGACCUAUCGACUUCCUAGGACACACGCGUUCUCCAUGGUUGUAGGUGAUCUUCUAUGGCAUGCAACAGGCAAGGAGAUCCGGAUCUUUGCACCUACUCUCGAGGGCGAGACACAGUUUCAAGUCCUGAUUCGGCCACUCGUGCAAGACAGUGCCGGGGAGGUCACUUCCGGGACGCUGAUGCGGACACAUCCGACAAGAGCUUUCUUCGGGCACGUCGACGGCAAAGUCAGCAUCUAUAACACCAAGGACUUUUCUUGUCUUGCAGUACUGAGCAUCAGCGGGUACAAGAUCAACUCGUUGACGGGUGUCGGUGAUUACAUUUGGGCUGGUUUCAACAACGGCAAGAUUUCCGUUUACGAUAUCAGCCAGACCCCAUGGACGAUCAAAAAGGAGUGGCAGGCACAUGAAAACCCUGUCGUCAAAAUCGUUUCUGACCCUUCCAGUUGCUACAGGAUGGAUCGACUGCAGGUUAUUUCCCUCGGGGCCGACAACGUCAUCCGCGUAUGGGAUGGAUUGCUACAGGAAGAUUGGCAAGAGGACGAGAUGAAGGCGCAGGAAGCUCAGUACUGCGACUUUGAAGACAUCAAAGCUUUGGUCAUGAGUUGGAAUGCUGGUGCACCCACUCCUCAUAGUCUUCGUUACGCGGACCAAGACGCUACCUUUAUCCGCAAUCUGCUUCAGUCGAGCGACUCGCCCGAUAUGUUGAUAUUCGGUUUCCAAGAACUUGUCGAUCUCGAGGACAAGACUGCUACCGCCAAGCGUUUCUUCAAGUCCAAGAAGAAGGAAGGGUCAGACCAGGAGCGGAUGAGCCACCAGUACCGAGACUGGCGCGAUUUCCUGAUGAAGAGCCUUGACGACCACAUGCCUCGGCAUGAUCUGUAUCACUUGCUUCACACAGCCACGCUCGUCGGCCUCUUCACUUGUAUUUUUGUGAAAUCCUCACUUCGAGAUCGGAUCCGCAACUUGAGUGCCUCCGAGGUCAAGCGUGGCAUGGGAGGCCUACAUGGGAACAAGGGCGCCAUUGUCGUUCGCUUCCUUGUUGAUGAUACUUCCAUGUGCUUCAUCAACUGCCAUCUAGCUGCCGGUCAAUCGCAGGCGAACAGCCGGCAUAAUGACAUCGCUGCCAUCCUGGAGACACCGCUUCUGCCAGCUGAACGGGAUCCCAACAAACGCAUCGACAGUUACACAGGCGGCGGCGACGGAACCUUGAUCCUGGACCACGAAUUGUCUUUCGAGGAGCUGCCGAUCAAAUUUGCCCCGACGUACAAGUAUGAUGUCGGCACGGACGAUUACGACACGAGCGAGAAGCGCCGUUCACCUGCUUGGUGCGACCGAUUGCUGUACCGUGGCCGAGGGCGCAUCAAGCAGCUUGACUACGUGCGUCAUGAGGUUCGCGUAUCAGAUCAUCGGCCUGUGACUGGACGUUUCAGAUUCACCGUAAAGCGGAUUGAUCCUAGAGAUCGGGCCGUUGCAUGGAUGGACUGUCAGGUUCGUUUCGAAGACCUCCGGGCGAGGGAGGAGAAUAACGAAAAGUGA